This is a messenger RNA of Hippocampus zosterae (dwarf seahorse), 822 nucleotides long. It is a transcript of the gene sdhaf3, whose product is annotated as succinate dehydrogenase complex assembly factor 3. The record is from RefSeq and is a predicted model, not a curated record. Lineage: Eukaryota; Metazoa; Chordata; Actinopteri; Syngnathiformes; Syngnathidae. Gene Ontology annotation, cellular component: mitochondrion; mitochondrial intermembrane space. Gene Ontology annotation, biological process: mitochondrial respiratory chain complex II assembly; succinate metabolic process. The transcript has 2 exons. The coding region runs from base 98 to 466 and encodes 122 amino acids.
GUUUCCGUGUGUGAUUCAAGAGGGCUGACUGACGGAAGCAAUGUCAGGGUAACGUCCGCCGUCCAGCAUAGACAAGGACGAGCUAAGUGUAUCAACCAUGGCUGCCGGCGCGCAGGCCUCGAAGGUUUUAUCGUUGUACAAAAGGAUUCUCGUGCUGCAUCGCUUCCUGCCAAUACAUUUGAGAGCCCUCGGUGACAACUACGUGAAAGACGAAUUCCGAAGACACAAAAACGCUUCGCCCGAAGAAGUGAAGGGCUUCAUGAGAGAAUGGGAAAACUACAAGGACACACUGCAGUCGCAAGUUCUGGAAUCAGUCAGAGACCAAAACGGCUCUCUGAAAUUCGGGCACAACAUCCCGGUGGAGAAAUUAAAAGACUUCCAAGAUGAGCAAAUAGGACAACUGUACGAGCUACUGCUCGAAUCCACCAAACCUAAUAAUCAGUUUAAUAUUCAGGAAGACAAAUGAACCAGCAGAACCCGUGUGCCCCGUGGGGAGCCCGUUCUACAGUUUGAUUCCGAGUUGAUCAUAGAUGCGAAGAAAAUACACAGAUCAUCAUAGCUUUCCUGUCGAGCCUCAAUAAUCCACAUGGAAGUAAGAAACUGUCCCGAGGCAAUGGUGUCGAUGUCCUCAUUACUUUCAGUGUAUGUAUUUACUCUGCACCUCUGAAAAUCAAUGGGUGAGCCCUACCUCGGAUUGACUUGGCUACCUCACGUCUGACUUUACUAAUCUUUUGUUAACCCUUAAAUUGUCCGAUGAAGUUGUAUGGCUGUCUGGUUCAUAUUCCAUGUUCAUGUGCAAUAAACUUCAGAUGGCCGCCCACA